Sardina pilchardus (European sardine) is the source of this 1829-nucleotide messenger RNA. Its product is annotated as chemokine-like protein TAFA-2. NCBI's taxonomy places the organism in Eukaryota, Metazoa, Chordata, Actinopteri, Clupeiformes, Clupeidae. The record is from RefSeq and is a predicted model, not a curated record. Bases 594 to 989 code for a protein of 131 amino acids. Gene Ontology annotation, molecular function: receptor ligand activity. The transcript has 6 exons.
GCGCGCGCGCGCCAACUGUUUUGCAUGUGCAUGAUGAUGGGGCGUAUACCCAUGGUGGGUAGAUGGUGCGUAACGGAGACGGAGUGCAGUUUACUGUAGGAUCGUGCGCGCACAGAUCUCCUGUCACUUGAAGCUACACCACUCGUAGUGCACGCAUUCAGAAAAUGGUCAGUCUCAAACAAUGCAUCCAUCUGCGUGGUUAGGCGAAAAUGAGUGAACUUUGUCGUUUUCAGUAAGACACCUCUACGUCUCCACGAGUGUCAUCUUUGAAACGUUCCCAAACUCGAAGUCCUUAGAGGAGGCGGGAAGUCAGAGCCACCCGCCAAGAGGACAAGGCACUUAUCUUAAGGUACUGAGCUGUUGAAAUCCUAUCAGAAGUGUCUGUCAAAGGGAACAGUUUCAUCUACUCUUCCGACGCAUCUCUUGGGAGUACGCAAUCCGCCGUUCAUCGAAACUGGAGUUUAUCUGUCAAAGUUCGGGUGAUGUCGAUGUCACACUCAGAUUGUCGGUUUGUUAUUGUGCCAAUGGAUUAUCGGGCGUUGCUCUGAAACCCUGGCCGGGACUGAGGUAAUCCCAGGAAGCGGGACACCAGGAUGAGCGAGGGAGCGGUGCAGAGGGCUGUCACUCGGGCAAUACUGUUGCUGUUCUGCAUGGUCACCAUCUGGAGAUUACCGGGGAGGACGGAGGGCUACAAAGAGCACAGUGUGAUAACAGGUACCUGUGAGGUGGUGGCUCUGCAUAGGUGCUGCAAUAAGAACAAGAUUGAGGAGCGCUCGCAGACGGUGAAGUGCUCCUGCUUCCCCGGGCAGGUGGCCGGGACAACGCGAGCAGCGCCCUCCUGUGUGGACGCGUCCAUCGUGCAGCAGAAGUGGUGGUGCCAAAUGCACCCGUGUCUGGAUGGAGAGGAGUGCAAAGUUCUCCCCGACCUCAAAGGCUGGAGCUGCGCCAUGGGCAACAAGAUCAAGACCACCAGGAUUUCGGCGGACUGAGAUCAGCUGUGGUACAACUCUGAAAUGAUCCGACUCAGAUGGGGGGUGCUGGAGAGUGGAUCCAUAGAUGAACAGUGAUCUCUCGGUUCAAUCCUUUUUUUUAAUCGUCCGAUGGUCUGAUGGUUGUCCAGCAGAAGAAGCUUUUUUUUUUUUUUUUUGUAAAUACAGACCUAAGCUCUCUAAGGACUGCCAUACCUCUGGCAGAUGGACACAUGCAUUGGACAGUGAAGUGAAUGCAAUUUGUGGUGCCAUGGGAUGUACAUGUAUGCUGUCCUUUUGAAGAGAGCCGUUCUUCGUGUAGUCGGUGGCUGUAUCUUUGCAUAUGCAAUAUUUGUCAAGCAAAAAACAAAAUGAAAACUUUCAAGAGCAGAAGAACAAUCUCCUCCCUGGACUUGACUGGGAGGGUAAAAGAAUCAAGCGUGCUGACGUGGAAACGUAUAGACUGGGCCUGUGUGUGCCGUACAUUUAGUUAGACACGGCGCCCUCCGACAUAUUUAUCGCCGGGAGGCCAGGCAAAACUGGCCCGAAUCCAGUGACGACUUGAAGGGUCGAUGAAUGUUGAUGGUUUUGUUUCAUUUUUGUUGUCCCUAAAUGAUGAUGGCGAUUCGUUAUUUGAAUGUAAAGACGCGUAUAGUAGUUGUGUGAAAUGCAGCUCUUUCUGUUCAGUUACUCCCUGGGUCCCAUAGCAAGGCCUGGGAGAAGGUGAUGAUGUCAUCUUUUGUAUCUGUCCAUUUUCUCCCCAUUGUUUGCUGGUUACUUUUUAAGCUGGUGUCAUUAUGGCUUCCAUCCUUUGUGCAAUGAUAUUAUAAACCAGUAAUAAAUUAUUGUUGUGACAUUAAA